GUUGGGCCACACCACAUAUUAAUCACAACAACAAAUGUAUGACCAGUUUGUAAACAUGGGUCAGAGUUUGAUGCUGUUUAGUUAGAGUAGAUGUUGUCACAGAUGAAUAUUUUUAGGCGAAAAGAUCAUCCAUCAUCAGAGGCAGUGAGGCGGGAGAAUGAUAUCAAAAGUAACAUCACUGUUGAGUUCUCUAGAGGGAUUAAAGUUCUCCAACAGAAACAGCUAACGGCAGAGGAUCCCAUAGGAAGUGAUGACGAUGGCAACAAUCUGUGUAACAUUCUUGAAGCUGUGUUUCUUCAUGGACUGAAAGAUUCAUUCAAACACAAGUUUACAAGCUACAUGAACUUCGCCUCACAAGGACAGCAGUCUGACUUCAACUUGAACUUUUGGAACUUUGUAAUCCAGUUUACGCAUGGUGAUGUGGUGACACAGCUGAAGCGGCUUAGUCAGAUAACAACAGAAAUUGGUUUCUGCAGGGCAUGGGUGCGUAUGGCAUUAAAUGAUGGAUUGAUGGAAAGCUACAUCCACUCGAUGAUUGCGGAUGUUAAGGCACUGAAACAUUUUUAUGCCUCAACAGCGUACCUUCGUGACCAUGAGCAACCUGAAAUACUCAAAAGCUACCUCACAGGACUGUCAUCCUUGCAGUUCCGGUUGUCGUUCAACUCGAGUAUGCUGAACGCCUGGACGUGCACGCCACUAACACUGUGUGAAAUCAUUGAGAAGAACCCUGCAGUCGGGCCCACAACACAUGCAAGUACAGAAACCACACAAUCAGUUUCACUGGGCAAACAAGCUACAUCUAGUGCAAAAGAAAGUUCUGAUAUAAUUUCCCACACUACCCAUGGCAUGUUGUCGCCAGACGGGAAACGACGUGAAGGAUCGUUUUACAGUAGUGUCACUGGAAACCAGUUUGGUGUGUCUGGCUUCACCAGCAAAGAUGUGGAGGAGAUAAAGCGACUGACGUCCGCCAGACGUCCAUACACGGCAUCAGACAACUCCAGCUCAAGCUGUGUGUCGUGUCCAGACACAGGUCACGUGGUCCCUCACCCUUACAGUCACGUGGUCCCACCUGCUCAAAGUCAUGUAGUCCAUCACACAGACAGCCACCUGGUCCCACGCCCUGACAGUCAUGUGGUCCUACCUAAUCUGUGGGAAGCUUCUGCUCUAGAAGACAGCAUAUUGGCACAAAUUGAAGCAGAAAAUGAGUCUGAGGCUGUGAUAAGCAACCUAAACUCUUCGGAUGAUAAACACAAAGAAGAAUCAGUUGUAGAAGGGAAUGUAUUAGAAGAUAAAAAUGCUGAUAUCUCAAACCAGCCAUGUGGGGAGUACUCUCACGACACGUUCCUUGAUGAAGAUUCCAUUUUCAGCACUAACAAGCUGAUGGUGAAUUGUGAAGUGGACACACUUGAGUCAGCAAAAUGCAUCAGCUUGGUCCCACCAACCAGUCCAAAACACAAGGCCCCGCCUGUCGAACCUGCCCUGUCACCAGCCAUUGCCAACACUAUAGAACAGAGUACAGACAACGUUCCCGACCUCUCCUCCAUACGAAAUGACAUUUACAAUGUUAUAAGUGCAGCAGAUGCACGGAGAUCCAGCGUGGAGGAAGGCCCGUCUGUGAGCACCAACAGUCCCCGCGGUAACAGUCUAGGCUCAAUGACUGGCUGGUCGUCACACAUCUACGAGAAGACAACAAAACUCACAGAACAGAAUCUGGCAAAUUUCAAGGCCACUUCUGAAAGCAGACCUAAAGCUGCAAGUUUUGGUGCCCUCCUAAAAACAUACGCACCAUCUAACUCCAUGUCUAAUCCUUCCAUUGAUGAUGUCAUCCAGAAUCUUCCCAGCCCCACGGACUCUACGGAUUGUUCACCAGUAAGAAUGAAACAUUCCCAGAGUAGCAAUGAACAGACUGAGGGUGAUUUUGAAAUUUUACAAGCAGUUUCUCCGUACUUGAUUCUCGAGGCUGAGACAGGUAACAACUCCCAUCUAACACAGUUAUGUGAGAUGGCUGUAGAAAAAGGUCUUGAUUCACAGAACUACCAAUGUCUUUCCUGCAACCGCCCAAUUGGAUUGUUCUAUGGCAAACCACGUGUGUGUUCCUUCAAUGGUGGUUAUUACUGCUUUGAGUGCCAUGAGAAUGCAGAAUUUUACAUUCCGGCAGCAAUUUUGCAUAACUGGGACUUUCAAAAACAAAAAGUAUCGAGGGAGAGUUUUGAAUUCUUGGUUGAAGUUGAAGACCAGCCUCUGCUUGACGUGUUCCAGGUGAACCCACGACUCUACGAACAUGUUCCCGAGCUGGAGGAGAUCCGGAAACUACGGAUCCAGUUGUGCUCUUUAAAGACGUACCUAUUUUCCUGUCAACAGUCAUUAGCAGAGGAACUGCGAAAGAAAGUGUGGCCUCGGGAAUAUUUCUAUGACAACAUUAAUGUUUACUCCAUGAUGGAUUUCCAGCAGGUUGCCACUGGUCAGCUGGCGAAGACCCUGCACGAGGUUAUGCGGUUCGCGUCUCGCCAUGUGUAUGACUGUGCCAUGUGUUCUUUGAAGGGCUUCAUCUGUGAACUGUGCAAUAACCCCAAAGUGAUAUAUCCAUUUGAAAUAGACUCCACGUACAGGUGUUCCCGGUGUAAGGCUGUGUACCACAAGACCUGCAUGGUGGAGAGUCUCCCGUGUCCCAAGUGUCAGCGGUGGGGUCUCAUCUCAGGAAACAGCCCCAACAUGAGCAACCCUGCCGAAACAGAAGACUACGCAAUCACUCCUUCAUAGACCCAAACAAUUGGGCAUUUAUCCAGGCUCUUUUGCCAGGGUCCCAUGUCAGGGCCCCGUUUUAUGGAACGAUUGUAGCGCUAAGAUCACCUUAAGUGCAUAGUUACCUUAUGCACUUAAAGUGAUUUUAGUACUAAGAUCGCUUCAUAAAAGGGGGCCGUGAUGAGAGAAAAAGUGUGAGUAAAUCAUACUUGGGAUAUGUUUUCAGUCCACUGAAUGAUGCAGUACACCACUGUUAAAUUAAUUUAUUAGAACCUGUUGACAUAAUUAAGUAUAUAUAUAUAUAUAUGGAGAAUGUUUAGCAUAGAAAUUGGGAAUUUUCAGUGCCACUUUGUUUUUUAAGUGGCCUAUGUUGAGACCCACAAAACACCUGGAUAAAUCCCUGACAUUAUAAGUGUGUUUCCAUUGUUUAUUUUAUGAAGUACUCUAACAACCCCUAUAAAUACAAUAUACUAUUUUAAAAUAUUUUAAAAAUAUUUUUCUCUCAAAAUUAGGUUUUAUUGAAUUUGAUCGUCUAGCUUGUAAUCCUUUUGAGUUUUGAAUGUUUUCUGGUAAUCCAGAAUAUCGUAACCUUUAAAUGGUUUUUUACUUUACUGUCAUAACUGUGUAUACUUAAGCCAUCCAAAUAGGAUCUAUGUGAGUGUGCUGGGUUUUUGGCUUGCAUGCAGCACGUGUGUGUCGGUGUUUCUAGCGGGUGAGAUCAAGCUGUGUCGGUAGAACGCUUGCAUGCAACACGUGUGUGUCGGUGGUUCUGGCGGGUGAGAUCAAGCUCUGUCAGUAGAACACUUGCACAAGGUGCUUUGUGUGUCGGUGGUUGUGGUGGGGAGAGAUCGAGCUCUGUCGGUAGAACACUUGGACGGGAUGCUUUGUGUGUCAGUAGUUCUGGCAGGGAGAGAACAAGCUUGCACAAGGUGCUUUGGGCAUAUAGUUGAAUCCCUUCGGUGGACCCAUUUUUGGAUUGGUUUCUUUCCCUGUCCCACCCAGGGCCCAGAAGCCCAUUAGAACAGACCAUUAGAACUCCACUACCUUUGAUGCUUUCAUAUCUGGUGUAAGUGUUCACCACAUAAUAGUAUUUUAGCUGCACACCUUCAGCUUUCAAAUGUGACCGACGUAGGUCAUUUAGUAUUUGGGUAAUGUUUGGUUUCACGGUCGGCCUAGGGUUGGGCUAUUUCUCAUUCCAGCCAGUUCACCAUUUCUAGUAUAUCAGGCCAUGGUAUGUGAUAUCCUGUCUAUGGCAUGAUGCAUAUAAAAGAGCUCUUGCGACUAAUGGAAAAAUGUAGCGGGU
Messenger RNA from Gigantopelta aegis, 4045 nucleotides. RefSeq lists its product as uncharacterized. The coding region runs from base 91 to 2760 and encodes 889 amino acids. NCBI's taxonomy places the organism in Eukaryota, Metazoa, Mollusca, Gastropoda, Neomphalida, Peltospiridae. The record is from RefSeq and is a predicted model, not a curated record. The transcript has 17 exons.